Messenger RNA from Fusarium keratoplasticum, 1422 nucleotides. Its product is annotated as LDB19 domain-containing protein. The coding region runs from base 1 to 1422 and encodes 473 amino acids. Gene Ontology annotation, biological process: ubiquitin-dependent endocytosis. Lineage: Eukaryota; Fungi; Ascomycota; Sordariomycetes; Hypocreales; Nectriaceae. The record is from RefSeq and is a predicted model, not a curated record. The transcript has a single exon. Gene Ontology annotation, cellular component: cytosol; cytoplasm; plasma membrane. Gene Ontology annotation, molecular function: protein-macromolecule adaptor activity; ubiquitin protein ligase binding.
AUGCCCCACCGCGUGGCCAACUUCCUCCGUACUUCAUCGGGCAACAUUGCGCAGAUCAAGAAGGUCGCUCGAUCACGCACAAACAGCCCUUACACAUCUGAUGGUGAGGAUCGACCAGAAGUUCACGCCGUCAGAAUGCCCGACCUCGCAGACGCCGUCAAGAAGCACCACCGCAUCUCGCUGCCUUUUGGCAAGUCGAGCAAGGAUCAGGUUUCUGCCGUUUCCAUCGACUGGAGCAUCGAGAGCCCCCCGGUUGUCUUCCAUGGCAAUGCCGAGGACAGCACCGGAGCCCUCAUCACGGGCCAGAUGUUCCUCGACGUCAAGGAGGAAGCUGUCGAAAUUGGCAGCUUCUCGGCAUCCCUGAAGCUUCACGUCUUCCAGAAGCGACCCUUCCAGAGCCACUGCACCGACUGCCAGAACCAGUACACUGAGCUCCAGGCCUGGCAACUGCUCGCUCACCCUACCACUCUUCGAAAGGGUCGUCACGCAUAUCCCUUUUCUAUCCUCCUCGGUGGUCACCUCCCCGCUACCAUGGAUACCCCUCUGGCCGCCAUCUCCUACGAGUUCAAGGCCGAUGCCUACGUCACUCGCGGCAUCAACUCUACCUCUGGCACUUGCGCGCCCGUGCGAUUUGAGAGAACCAUUCCCGUGAAGCGCUCUCUGCCUGAGAACGAGAUCCCUCACCACUCUGUCCGAGUCUUUCCUCCCACAAACAUCAAGGCUAGUGCCCACUACAACAACGUCAUCCACCCCACCGGUACCAACACAGUCAACCUGCGACUCGACGGCUUGAUGAGUCGUAACGAGAAGGCCAAGACGAUUGACUUCUGGCGACUAAAGAAGGUUACCUGGAGGCUCGAGGAGACGAUCAAGACUGUGGCUCCCGCCUGUGAGCGACACGCCCCCGCCCAAGCUCAAGACCCCGAGAAGAAGGGUCUUCCUCGGAACGAGGUCCGUGUCCUGGGCGAGAAGCACCUGCACGAGGGCUGGAAGUCGGACUUUACCGGUACCGACGGCAAAGUUGAGAUGGAGUUUGACUACUUUGCCAACCAGUACAAGUCUCACAGCAAGGAGCUGAAGUAUGCUUGCGAUACCAAGUCCCACGACGGAAUCGAGGUGACCCACUCGCUCCUCAUUGAGCUGGUCGUGUCCAGGGAGUACGCGCCCGAGGGCAAGCCACAACUCGCAACACAGACGGGCACCGGCCGCAUUCUACGGAUGCACUACGGCGUUGUCAUGACGGACCACGCCGGCAUGGGCGUCAGCUGGGACAACGAGGCCCCGCCUGUCUACCAGGACGUGCCCCCAAGCCCCCCGGCCUAUCCUAUGCAGGAGUCUCCCAUCGAGUACGAGAGCCUGGAGCAACUCGAUGCUCACCGACUCAGUGUUUCCAACUCUUCAAUUGACAGCCGACAAUCCUGA